GGAAAGCUUUUGACUCCUGCGUGCAUGUUGCCUUCUCUCCAAACGCGCCUCAAAGGACAAUCCAAGGCAGAGCACAUAACCAUGGCGAGCAAGGGCAAAGGCAGAGGCAAAGGGGCAUUUAUAGACAGAAAGACACAUUUUUUAAGCGUGGAUGCGCAAGUGGAGGUGAGCAGCGACGAAGAAGGGUUCACUGGCGCAUGGUAUGUAGCCACAAUCCUUAAAUCACCCUGCUCUUCCAGAAAAAACCCAGCCAAGGGAAAAUCCAAGGUCUUUGUUAUGUACCAUACUUUACUUUCCGAUAAUGACGAGAACGAGCCCUUGACUGAGUUUGUCGAUGCGUCCUACAUUAGGCCUCUGCCUCCGCCUCCUGACAUUGAUCAGUCUUAUGAACCAAACGACGUCGUUGACGCCUUCCACCGUGAUGGGUGGUGGAAGGCAGUUGUCACUAAAGUUGAAGUUUUGGAGGAGAAGAGCAAUUCCAAGAGGUACACUGUAAUCUUUGAAAACCCACCUGAACAGUUCGACUUCUGCCCUGCAGAAUUGAGGUUCCACUGGGAUUGGAUUAAUGGCAGAUGGGUUCGACCCCCAAAGCAGAAGAGAAUGGAAGGGUUAAAUUUUAGAAAAGGCACGGCUGUGGAAGUGAACCUUGACAAGGAAAAUUUACACGAUGCAUGGUUCCCAGCAACUGUUAUCGAGGAAGUUGGCUUCAAUUCUUUCUUGGUGGAGUUUGGCAGCUCAAGAAACAAUUAUGAGAAUGGCCUUACAACAGGAAUUGUUGAUUCCUUCCACAUCCGGUCUCCCCCUCCUAAUUUGGAGGUCAAAAAAUUUCAAAUCUUGGAAUCAGUAGAUGCUUUCUGUAAUUCAAGUUGGAGGGAUGGCUUCAUUACCAAGAUUCUUACAGAUGGAAGGUAUAACAUCUUUCUAAAACAUGCUGAUGAGGAGAGGCAAUUCAGCCAAUCAGAAAUAAGGCCACGCCAGUACCUGAAGAAUGGCACAUGGAUUAGUUAUUGCAGGGAUACAUCAAUUGAUAUACAAAACAAAGAACAUCCAACACAUGCUGACAACAAUGCUGAAAGUCCUGGGGCAACUUUUCAUAUUGAGAGUUCAACUGCAGAAAAGGAUCACUCAGAAGAGAAAUCCUCAUGCAAAAAUUCAAGUAGGAACUCAUUGGAGCUUUCAACCCCCUGUAAAGUAAAAUCAGCAAGUAUGGCAGUGAAGAAGAGGGCACCUGAGAUUGAGUACAAACUAUCAUGUGCUUCCAAGAAGUUCAAAAUGGAAAAGUCGGGAAACCCUCUGUCUCCAGUAGUACAUCCUGCAAAGUUGAUACCAAUCAAGACAACAAAUCAAGAAGUACAGGUCACAGACAGUGCACCAACUAAAUGCUCAACCCAACAAUUGGUUGACAAUGCUGGAUCUGAGAGUCCAUUCAGGGGAAAUAACAUUGAGCCUAAUCAACAAGAAGCUGGCUUGCUAAAAUGGAAAUUACUACCGAAUGCCCAAGUUAGAAGUCAGUGGAUUCGAGCAGCAGGUGGAGAGGACAAGACAAGAGGAGAUUCUUAUGAAGUUACUACUGAAGUUGAGCAUGUAGAAAAAGAUGCUGAAUCUUCUGGUGCCUUAACUGAGGGGAGAAGGGGCUUACCUCCAGAAAAUUCUUACCAGCUUCCUGAUGAGGAGGUUAAUCUACGGAAAGAAAGUGAUGCAAUUGGGCAGCGGAAAGCAGGUGACCAGCACGAUGCACCUGGAGAUGCUAGCGAAAUGAAUUUUAAACAUUGUGCAGAUAAAGAGGUUGAAUUGUCUAUACUAAUAGGUUCGGAGCCUGAAGUUUCCUCAGUGGAUAACAAAGCAGAAGUCAAUGUGGCUAUGGUAAGAGCAUCCAGUAAUGAUGAUCAAUCUCUAUCAAUAUGUCAUGAAGGUAAUGGAGAAAGACAAGUUAACAAAUCCACACAAUCUACUGCAACGAUUGUCAUGGUGGGCAGUGAGCCAGUGAAGAUUCAAACCACGCCUUUCGUUAAGAGCUCACCUAUUUGGAAAAAUGUUGAAUCUCUGGAAGCUUUCAAACGUCUACCACAAAAACCGCAUUUUAGUCCUUUGAUUGAUUGUAAAGAGGCGAUCCGGGAAGGAUCUGCUAUUGGUCAUAUGUUGACCUUUGCAACUUUGGUUGAUAAGACAUCCAAGUUGAAAGUUGAUGAUCCUAGAGAGCUUUUUACGAGCUAUUUGGAAACUCUUGCUGAUCUGGAAAUGCUUGGAUUUGAUGUCAAGGCAGUUGCAGGCCGUCUUAACAAGUUAUUGUGGAUCAAAGAUAGGAGAGACCAGCUUCAGGAUCAGUCUAAAAAUGUUCACAUUCAGAUUGCAGAGUGCAAUCGUGAAAAAACCAAAUUGGAAGAAGAUAUUCAUGCAAUUGACAAGCAGAUGAGGGAGUUAGAAGAGCAAAGGGCAAUGAGAACAGCAAUGAAGGUGAUGAAAGAUUCUGCAAUUAUUGCUCUACAAGUGAAUUCUAAUGCUAUCAGUGAAGACAUUGUGCACUCCAGUCAAGAUUUCGAUAGUCUAGCUGCUGCACCAUGGUAACCGAUGCCUUUUGUUUCUGAUUGACCCUUGAAGUUAUUUUGGCCAAGAUAACCAUCUCAGACUUGGAUGAAGAUCUGUUACGAAUUCAAGUUCAAAAGAUGGUAAAUCUUAGUUGGGCUCUGUAUGUAGAAGAUUAACGUUUUAACUACUGUGUCAAUGUAAGUGGUUAUGAUCCUUCUAGCUGA
This is a messenger RNA of Manihot esculenta (cassava), 2750 nucleotides long. Its product is annotated as DUF724 domain-containing protein 2. The transcript is spliced from 8 exons. The record is from RefSeq and is a predicted model, not a curated record. Lineage: Eukaryota; Viridiplantae; Streptophyta; Magnoliopsida; Malpighiales; Euphorbiaceae. Bases 25 to 2565 code for a protein of 846 amino acids.